GAUAUUACAGUCGGUAUCGUUUUUUUCCUAUACAAACAAUUGUAGUCGUGCGCAGUUCAUCAAAGCAAAGACAUUGUUUGUUUAGAUAUUCAAAACAGAACAAACUAAUCAAAAUCGUUAUCUAUUUAAGAUAACAAAAAUAGAAUUAAAAAUAUGUCAAAAACUUUUAAACCUGUAAAAGCUGUUUUAUUCGACAUGGACGGCCUAUUGUUGAACACAGAACCAAUUUAUGAGAAAGUUUUUGAAGAGGUUUGUGAGAAGUAUGGAAAAAAGUUGACAUCGGAAGUUCGUGUUAAGCUUCUCGGAUCAACAGAGAAGCGAUCUUGUGAGGUUUGCGUGAAUGAUCUCAAGUUGAAUGUCACUUUAGAUCAAUUUAUUCAAGAUUUUCAAAAACUUUCACAUCAGCGUCUUGCAAAUGUUGAAUUUAUGCCAGGAGCGAAAGCAUUGAUACAACAUUUGCAUGCCAACAAUAUUCCGAUUUGUGUUGCGACGUCGAGUGGCGAUACAAGUGUCACUAUAAAGACAAAGAAUCAUCUUGAAAUCUUUCAACUAUUCCAUCACAUUACUAAAGGUUCAGAUCCAGAACUUAAAGAAGGAAAACCUGCACCGGAUAUUUUCCUUUUAGCUGCCAGUAGAUUUGACUCAAAAUUCAAUCCCAUUGAAUGUCUCGUUCUUGAAGAUUCUCCAAAUGGCGUUCAAGGUGCUGUUUCAGCAAACAUGCAAGUUGUCAUGGUUCCAGCCGAUUACAUAUCAGAAGAAUUGAAGUCAAAGGCAACUCUUGCUAUCAAUUCUCUCGAAUUAUUCCAACCAGAAAUUUUCGGUUUACCCGCGUUUAAAUGACGAUGAUUACAAUGAAAAUUUAUGUACAUCCAUAAUAAAUCAUAAAUGUUUAUUUAUUAAAUAAAGUCACUCUUCUUGUU
Clunio marinus is the source of this 920-nucleotide messenger RNA. Lineage: Eukaryota; Metazoa; Arthropoda; Insecta; Diptera; Chironomidae. The record is from the annotation of a GenBank genome assembly.